Messenger RNA from Plasmodium relictum, 2268 nucleotides. RefSeq names its product nucleic acid binding protein, putative. The transcript is spliced from 10 exons. The coding region runs from base 1 to 2268 and encodes 755 amino acids. Lineage: Eukaryota; Apicomplexa; Aconoidasida; Haemosporida; Plasmodiidae. Gene Ontology annotation, molecular function: RNA binding. The record is from RefSeq and is a predicted model, not a curated record.
AUGAAUUUUUUGAAUGAAAAAGAAAAAAAAAGACUUCAUAAAGAAGAAAUAGAUUUUGUUUUUAAUAAAGAAAAUUCUAAUUCUGAAGACGUUAAUAGCUAUUUAUUUAAUAAUAAGAAUGAAAGUUCUAAUAUAGAUAUGUAUGAUUUUAAUUUAAAUAAAAAUAUAAAAGAAGGAAAUGACAUUUCCUUACUAAAAGAUGAUGAAAAAUCAAUAAAUAAUAUCAAUGUUAUUACAUACAAAUCAAGCACAGAAUAUGAGAAAGAAUGUAUUAAUAAUAUAAAUUCAAAAGAUGAUAACAUUUUUUUUUUAAAAUUAGAAGGAAAUUGCUUAGAUGACUUAAGAAUUACUGAAGAAAAUUGUGAUAAAUUAUCUAAUGAGAACAAUAUCUUACAAGAUAAUAAAAAUGAAAAAAAAAAUAUUAAAAUAAAAAAUAUAAAGGAGAAUAACAACGAAGAAAAUAUUAAUAAUAGUAAUUGUGAUAUUACUAAUAAUAAAUGUAAGAAUGAUAAUAUAAACGAUAACAGUGAUGAUAAAUGGAUUAAUAGUAAUAAUAAUGAUAUUGAAAAUAUAAAUAAUAAUAGAAAAAGUAAUAAUAGCGAUGAUAUUAAUAAUAAUAAUAGAGAUAAUAAUAAUAAUAAUUAUGGUGAUGAUGAUAAUAAUAAUAAUAAUAAUAGAAAUGAUAAUACUACUAAUAAUGAUAAGAUUAACAACGGUAAAAAUAAUGACAUUUAUAGUGAUAGCAAUAAUGAUGUUAACAAUAAUAACAAUGAAAGUUUAAUAGAUAUCUCAAAUAAUGAAAACAUUAUUCAAGAAAUGAAUGGAUGUCAUGAUCAUUAUGACUUAAAUUAUAUGAGUAUAUAUGACAGUGAAAUAGAUAAUAGAAUUAAAAGGAAAGUAAAUUCUUUAAAACAAAAUGAAGAGAUAAAAAAGAAAAAAAAAUAUAAUACAGAUAAUAUAUCAUCUCUUAUGCCAACUAACACAUUGGAUACAGAACUGUAUUUAAAAGAAAAAUAUAAUUAUAGCAGUAAUGCACAUGAAAAAAAAAAUGAUGAAACUCAUGAAAAGGCGAAUAUUGAGAUUAAAGAUGAUAAUAUUAUAUAUGCAGAUGAGGUUUUAAAAAAAUAUCCGCGAAUAUUUGCAACUAGAUUACCUUUUGAGGCAACUAAAAAAGAUUUAGAAAAACAUUUUUCCAAAUAUGGAAAAAUAAUAGACAUAUAUGUUUCAAAAAAUUUAUCAAACAACAAAAAUAAAGGAUUUGGUUUUGUUUCCUUUGAAACACAAGAAUCAAUGGAUAAAGCGCUUCAGGAUAAAUUACACAUAAUUUGCGGAAAAGAAAUUGUCGUAGAUGUUGCUUCUAUGAGAGAUAAUAAAUCUAGUCAUCUUUUUCCUUUACCAUCUGAUCAUUAUUUAGUUAAAAAUCAGAAAAAUAAGAAAAACUUCCCAAGCAAAACUCUCAACAAUAACAUAAAUUUAAAUAAAUUUAAUUCAUAUAAUAAAUCUAAUAAUAUAAGAAUUAAAUCAAAAAAUACUGAUAAUUAUUUAAUGCUACAGAAUUUUAAUAAUUUAAAUCCCAAUUAUAAUAUGCUGACUUUAUCAAAUUUUAAAAUAAAAACUUCAAAAAAAAUAUAUAUGCCUCCUGUUUCAUAUAAUAUAAAUCCUAAAUACGCUUAUUCUUCUUAUCCAUAUUGUUCACAAAAUAUAGAAAAUAAUUAUUAUUACAACUUUUUAAAUUAUAAAAAUUCAAACAAUAUAUUAUCAUACAAUGAAAAUAUGUAUAAUUCAAAAAAAAUACCAUUUCCUUGUUAUGUCUAUGAUAAACAUUAUUUGAAUCAAAAUAUAAUUACUAAAAAUAUAUUGUCACAAAGGAGUAGUGUAGCUGAAGAAAAUAAUUUAAAAAGUCCCUCAAAUUUGCUUUCGUACGUGAAGUAUAACACUAAUUCAUCAUAUGUUCGUAAACUACCAGGUGGUGAUGAGUGGAAUAAGAGGGGAUAUAAAUUAUUUGUUACUAAAUUAAAUAGUGUAACAACUAUUGAUACUUUAAGAAAUUACUUCGAAAAAUUUGGGGAGAUUAUAGAUAUAUAUAUGCCUAAUGAUGUAUGUACUAAUAGACCACGUGGGAUAGCUUUUGUUACGUUUUUAGAUAGUGAUUGCGUUAAGAAAAUUUUAUCAAACAAAAAUUUAAAACACAUUAUUGAUGGAAAAGAAGUAGUUGUUGAUUUAGCAGAUCCCGAAACUAAAAACAAAAAGAAUUUUAAUUAUUCAUAA